ACAUCCAUCUUUCCCUCGUGUCGCACUUCCUGGACACAUCGUGAGCAUGGCGGAGAGUACGGAACCUCUGGUCCCUGGUGCUCCUCUGAUAUCUCUGGACCCGGAGCUGCAGGAGGAUUUUCAGAAGAAGGUGCAGCAGAUCCGGAAACGGCCAAAGACUGAUAUACUGACUCCAGGGGUAGUUUAUGUUGGGCAUAUUCCCAAGGGUUUGUAUGAACCGCAACUCAAGGAAUAUUUUGGCCAGUUUGGAACCGUUACCAGGCUGCGUCUUUCAAGGAGUAAAAAGACAGGUGGGAGCAAAGGAUACGCAUUUGUGGAAUUUGAGUCAGAUGAAGUUGCCAAAAUAGUUGCUGAUACAAUGAACAAUUACCUCUUCUGUGAAAGGCUAUUAAAAUGUGAAUUCAUGCCUCCAGAUAAAGUCCACCCAAAGGUCUUUAAAGGAUGUGACAGCGUUUUUAAAAAGCCAUUGUCAAUGGCUGUGCGGCGCUACAACAACAGGAGAUCCACAAAGCAAGAGGAGAAGAUGACUAACAAGCUGCUAAAGAAGGAAAAGAAACUAAGGCGGAAACUGGCAGAAAAGGGCCUGGUCUAUGAUUUCCCAGGAUUUGCCUCACAGAGAAAAAACCCUGAUAAAACCACUUCUGAUCUUGAUGUGUCUGUAACUAGCCAGGAUCCAACACCCGUUUGCACCCCAUCAGUGCUGGAGAAAAGGAAGUCCAUCCGGGUGGAGGAGGAUGAUAACGAUGAGGAAAUUGUACUUAAACUUCCUGAAGUCUGCACAACUAGCAAAAAGAGAUCAAAAAUGUCAAAGACUGAAAAGAUAAAAAAGAUAAAGAAACUCAAAUUACAAACAAAUUAAUUAGGAAAUUAAAAUGUUCCAUUUCUUCAGUGUACCGAAGCCAAGCUAUAAGGAUACAGUCUGUCUACAGGACCUUUCACUUCCCAUGUUUUUAAAUAAUUUCACCAGAAAUAAUUUAUUUUGCCACUUUAUAUGACUCUAAAUUCCUAAGAACGUUCUGUUGCUGGGGGCUGUUCCUUUAACAGGUUACAAAACAUUGUGAUUCAUAAGGGAUAUCGUAUAUUUCUACAAAACAAUUCAUUUUCUUUAACUUACAACUGUUGUGAGCAACACCUGAACUUUUUAUACAGAAUAUAUAAUACAAAUUUGUAUUACCCAGGAAA
Molecule: messenger RNA, 1182 nt
Organism: Bombina bombina (fire-bellied toad)
Lineage: Eukaryota; Metazoa; Chordata; Amphibia; Anura; Bombinatoridae
Gene: NIFK
Product: nucleolar protein interacting with the FHA domain of MKI67
Exons: 6
Coding region: 47-859 (270 amino acids)
Biological process (GO): maturation of LSU-rRNA from tricistronic rRNA transcript (SSU-rRNA, 5.8S rRNA, LSU-rRNA)
Cellular component (GO): nucleolus
Molecular function (GO): RNA binding
Source: RefSeq, a predicted model, not a curated record